CUGGGCAGAAGUUUCAAAACCGAGAGUCCGCAAGUCAAGUUGAUUGAGUGGUGGGUUAAGUCUCACUGAGGGUUCGUGUCAUUCUAUUUUCACGACCAGGGUCGAGUCUUUAAAAAACAGUAACUCAAGUCGAGUGAAUGACUCGUGCCUUUCCAACACUAGUAUCUACACAUGCCAAAUAAAACUACAACUGUUUUAAUUAAUGUUUUUUGAAAUAAUUACUUUGAUGCCUUUAUUCUAAUUAUUAUCUUUUAAUUUUUCAGUUACUACCCUCUCUAACAGUAAGCGAAUAAUAUGUCAGAGCAGAAGAAAGUAAUAGUAUUUGGAGCAAAUGGGCAAUGUGGCCUGAAGUUAUUAAAACAAGGCCUCAAUGAAGGAUUACGAGUGACAGCAUUUGUACGAACACCAGAAAAAAUACCAAAAGAUAUAAGAGAAAAACUUCACAAAGUUAUUCAAGGUGAUGCAAUGGAUCCAAAAUCAGUUGAAGAAGCCAUUGAAGGACAUGACUACGUACUUUCUGCAUUGGGAAAUGUCUUAAAAUUUGGAACAAUGUUAUUAACGAAUGGAUCUAAAAACAUUCUGGAAGGAAUGAGAAGUCACGGAGUCAAGCAUCUACAAGUGGUUAGUGGAGCACCAUACAUACCGGGAGAAGGAGGUUUGUUUGAGGCAAUUGCCAGAAAAGUAACAAUUGCGGCUAGAGAUCACAUUAGACAGCUCGAGAACUUAGAUGCUUCUGAUGACAUUGACUGGGUUGCGAUUUGCCCCUAUUUCAUAAAAGAUAGCGACGCAUUGGACCCAGACUACAAGUAUGUGAAGCAAAAAGUUUCUGGGAUGUCUACUGCAACAACAGCAGAGAUAGCAGAUUUUAUGAUAAAGAUUGUACAAGAUGAAACAAAAGCAAAAGACUUCAGACAUUGCAAAAUGAUCAUUCAUCAUUAAAUCCCCUUUUUCAGCGUUUUUAGAUUAUCUAACCCUGUAAUAUUUCUCCAUUUAUAUGUUUAAACAUGACCCAGUGAUCAGAACAACUUGAAGGUCUCCUUCAUUUUGCAAACAGUUUUUUUUUAUAUGUUAUUGUAUUUGACGGAUCAUUUUGCAAAGAGUUGUCAGCUGUCAAAGGGGCAAGCUUAUAGUCAAAUUUAAAAUAUUGUCUGUCAUCCCUGUUUGUAAAUUAAUUUAAAAUGAAAAAGGUUACACUAUAAGUGACUAUAAGUUCUCAGUACUUAGUGAAAGAAUAAUAAUGUAUUUACUGCAUAUGUAUUUAUAUAUUACAGCCUUAAAACUUUAUGAACAUCCUGUAUAUUUUCUUAAAUCACUCGUUUGAAUAAGUAUUGUCACAAAAGAACAGUAUAUAAACUUAAUUUAAUGAGCAAAAGUACUUUAUGCAAAUAAAAAGCUUGAAUAUUAAUAGUUUUUACUACUGGAUUGAAUACCAAAAAUUGUGAGCUAUUGUUACAUAUUACUUGUAGAUUGUGGAUAGGAUUUCUAAUCAAUCUAGAUGAGAUGAAUGGCUUGAUUACUUGGUAUAAGAGUAUACAAUAAGAACAAACUGGCUCAUGCCUUACAUCCAUGACCUAAGAAAUUAAGUCCUAUAAAAAUUUUGAAAGAAAUGGAGCAUUAUGAUAGAUUGGUAAUUAAAGUAAAACAAAAACACAUCGUGACUAUAUUAUGUAUAACUUGAAAAUGCUCUCAAAUUUUCAAGGUAAAUUAACAGUUAAGGGGGAUAAUAGAGCUGCCCUAUGUACAGAAUGUUUUAUUUUUGGGGCAACUUCACAAGACAUGUACCGCCGAUCAUGUACAGCUUCGUGAAGUUUUUCAAUAUCUGUCAAAUGUCUCUAGCCCACAUGAUAAAUAGUCAUGAAUAUACUAAGAACUAUGCAAAGUUUCGAUAUGAAAAUUCAGAAAAAGUGGAGAUGGUACCAAACAGUAUUAAGUGCAUAUUGUUUGGAAUUUAGAGACCACAUAGAAAAAGUAAUGAUUGCAUUUUAAGCACGGAGCAAAAAAAAAAACAAGUCACAAAAUUACCUCUAAAAUAUUACUGGAUGUAUACCAGUAAUUCAUUACUCUUAGCCACUAACUUCUUAACAUUGCUUUUAAAUCUUUACUAAUUCACUACAUCAUAUACCAACGUAUAAUAUAGACAUUUUUGUAGUAAA
Molecule: messenger RNA, 2153 nt
Organism: Styela clava
Lineage: Eukaryota; Metazoa; Chordata; Ascidiacea; Stolidobranchia; Styelidae
Source: RefSeq, a predicted model, not a curated record